Messenger RNA from Triticum turgidum subsp. durum (durum wheat), 399 nucleotides. The record is from the annotation of a GenBank genome assembly. NCBI's taxonomy places the organism in Eukaryota, Viridiplantae, Streptophyta, Magnoliopsida, Poales, Poaceae.
AUGGCGAAGGCGAGGAGGCGUCGCGUGCCGGCGUUCGGGGAGUGGAACUACAACUACCACCACCACGAGCAGCAGGCACUUCCGCCGGCCGUUGUUGCACCGGCCGCGUGCUAUGCCACGCAGGAGCCGGAGCCGGAGGCCUGCAGCGACGUGUGGUUCAGGUACUCGCCGGCCCCGCGCAAACCCACGCCCAAGAAGCAGGCGAGGAGGCGGCACGAGGGCGACGUGUCCCGGGAGCAUUCGAAGGCGUCCUGGGACGCUUCCAGGCGGGUGGUGCGCCCGGUCGACGGGGACCUGUACCAGGUGCCACCGCCGGAGCUCGCCUCCCACCGGCGGCCAACGAAGAAGUGGAGCCUGUGGAUGGGAUGCCUGGGCCUCAGCUCAUGCGUCGCCUCCUGA